UGAGUCAGUAGGACCGCCUAGGUCUGGGGAAGGAAUUUGCCGACGUACCCGGAACUGUUUCCAAGGUUUCCUCGGGUUCUGGCGGUGAUACGGCUGCUGGUCCUGGGAGCCAAGGCAACGGAGAAUUUUUCCAGGCUCGCGCGAGCGCCCCCUUCACCCACGGAUUCAGGGACCCAGCAAUAGCGAUGGCUCCGGUGUCUGGCUCCCGCAGCCCGGAGUGGGAGGCCUCGAGCUCCGGGGGGAAGCGUCGCAGUUCUUCGAAGAGCCCUAAGCCUAGCAAAUCCUCUCGCUCCCCGCGCGGCCGCCGCUCGCGCUCGCGCUCUUGCUCUCGGUCCGGGGACCGGAAUGGCCUCAGCCAUCAGCUGAGUGGCUCCAGCCAAGGCUCCCGAAACCAGUCCUACCGUUCGCGCUCGCGGUCCCGCUCUCGAGAGCGGCCCUCCGCACCGCGCGGCGCCCCUUUCGUUUCUGCCUCCUCGUCCGCCUAUUAUGGCGGCUACUCACGCCCCUACGGGAGCGACAAGCCGUGGCCUAGCCUCCUGGACAAGGAGAGAGAAGAGAGCUUGCGGCAGAAGAGACUAAGUGAGAGAGAGAGGAUUGGAGAAUUGGGAGCUCCUGAAGUGUGGGGACUUUCUCCAAAGAAUCCAGAACCAGACUCUGAUGAACAUACACCAGUAGAGGAUGAAGAGCCAAAGAAAAGCACCAGUUCAGCUUCUACUUCAGAAGAAGAAAAGAAGAAGAAGAAGAAGUCUAGUCAUUCAAAAGAAAGAUCCAAGAAAAGGAGGAAGAAAAAAUCAUCUAAAAGAAAACACAAGAAGUAUUCUGAUGAUAGUGACAGCGACUCUGAUUCUGACACAGACUCCAGUGAUGAAGAUACAAAAAGGAGAGCAAAGAAAGCCAAGAAAAAGGAAAAGAAGAAGAAACACAGAUCGAAGAAAUAUAAGAAAAAGAAGUCUAAGAAGAGCAGAAAAGAUUCCAGCGACUCAAGUUCUAAAGAGUCCCAAGAAGAAUUUCUGGAGAAUCCCUGGAAGGAUCGAUCAAAGCCUGAAGAACCCUCAGAUUUGAUUGGCCCAGAAGCUCCCAAAACACUUGCCUCUCAAGAUGAUAAACCUCUAAACUAUGGCCAUGCUUUGUUACCCGGUGAAGGUGCAGCUAUGGCUGAAUAUGUAAAAGCUGGAAAACGUAUCCCACGAAGAGGUGAAAUUGGCUUGACAAGUGAAGAAAUUGCAUCAUUUGAAUGUUCAGGUUAUGUAAUGAGUGGUAGCAGGCAUCGCCGAAUGGAAGCUGUGCGUCUGCGAAAAGAGAACCAGAUCUAUAGUGCUGAUGAGAAGAGAGCCCUUGCAUCCUUUAACCAAGAAGAGAGACGAAAGAGAGAAAACAAGAUCCUGGCCAGUUUUCGGGAGAUGGUAUACAGAAAAACUAAAGGGAAAGAGGACAAAUAAGGAUUUUCUGAUUGUUCAUCAGACGUUUUUAACAACAAAAAAGAAAGUUUGGGUUCCAUAUAUACACACACAAAAAGAUUAUGAUCUGAAAAAGCUUUACAGUGCUACUGUGCCUUCUAUUUAAUUCUUUGAGUCUUAUAAAAAAGCUGCGUAUUGAUAUAACUUUAGCAAGCUCUUUGGGUUAUUUUGGAUUAACCAAAACUUUCUGGUUUAAAAAUCCAAAUUAUGAGUGAAAUUCUACUGUGUUGGGGGAGGAGGCAUUGAGAGAGAGUGCUGGUGAAACGAGGAACUGAACUCCUAACGUUAUGGGACAGUGCUGCCACGAGUUCUACAUGAUGCCCACCCCAAGUGAACUUGUGGAAGUUAAUCAUUCCUCUAUGUUGAUACAGGAGGCCACCUUUGUUAACAGAAAGAAGGCAUGGCUGAAAAAAAGCAAAUCUAGAAUUUGAAGAUUGACUUGUUUAUUACAAUAUGCUGUCUGCUCUGGAAAUAAUGUAUUUUGAUUUUAGUCCCUACCUCCACCCCAAAACCAACCAACAGACCAAACAGCAAACUAACCCAUAGACUUACUGAAUUGAAAAUGUGAACAUUAAGUUUAAAAUUCCUAACAGGUUACUUAAGAAUGGCUCUUUCAAAUAUAAAUAUUGGGAAGUCUAUUGUGUAAAUGUAAGUACAUUAUUUCCAUCUGAACUGUGUUUAGAUCAUUAUUUGAACACUGUAAAUGAAUAGGAAUCAAUAAUAGUCAUGCGUUUAAUAAGGAAAAAUAUAAUGAAUCAUUGCUUUAACUUCAUUAUGUCAUAAGGAUGAAGAUAAUGUGAUAUUAAAAAUUUUUAAAGUCUGUACUUCAUAUAAAUGCAGAUUUCAUUUUAAACAUGCUUAAACUUUUCAGUUUCUUUUUUACAUCUGUCAUUCAGGUUAACUUCUCACUUUAUCACUUUUUUAUGGCUACUAUUGACUUUUGACUUGGGGAAAAAUGAAAAAUUCUGGGACUAUGAGGUCAUGAUCUUUUUCUUCCCUCCUUUUGUUCAAGUUUAGUUGUUAAGACAUAGGAGGGAAGCGGGAAGGGGAUAGUAGAAGUUUUGGCUGUUUUUGCUAAGGUUGUUUUGAACUGCAUUAUUAUGUGCCUAAGAUAAGUAUAAAUUAUCUGAAUGAUGGGGAAUUUCAGACUCUGCUGUUACAAAAUGCCCUCCUUAUAAGCUAACUUCCCAGAUGACUCAGAUGGUAAAGAGUCUGCCUGCAAUGCAGAAGACCUGGGUUCGAUCCCUGGAUCAGGAAGAUCUUCUGGAGAAGGGAAUGGCAACCCACCCCAGUAUUAUAAUAGUUGAAAGUUUUUUUUUUUAAGUUUUAAAACAAAACAGUGAAAGUAUACUUGAUAUACUUUAUUAAAGUAUAGAUAAAAAGUUUACUACUUAACAUAUAUUCUAGGAAAAUGUCUACCUUUAACCCACAAGUAAUGAACUAAACAGCCAGUUGGCACGUGGCAACAUUUAUGAUGCCUGAAUUUGAAGUGAUUGUGAUCUAUCAUCAUUGUUGCCUAGCCUAAUAAAUCUGUUCUUUCCAAAAGUUGAAACUAGGUCCCAAAUUUGUGAGUCAUAAUCUGUCCAUUUCCUUGUGUAAUAAAACGUAAAUUUUUAUUUCCCAUUUAAAAAUUUUAUUCUCAGGAAUUCCCCAAUAGUCCAGUGGUGAGGACUCCGUGCUUUCACUGCUAAAGGCCCAAGUGCAGUCCCUUGUCAGGGAACUGAGAUGCCACAAACUGUGCAAAAGGGGGCCACAUUUUUUUAAAAUUUUGUUCUCUAAGAACAUUAGUUUUUGUUACUAGUUCCUAGAGACUGAAUGGGGUUGUUCUCUGAUUUUCAUUCAGUAGGCAAGGUAGUUUAAAUGCAACAGUUGUUAAAAACUUUUUAUUUUGUAUUGGACUAUAGCUGAUUAACAAUGUCAUGAUGGUGGACAGCAAAGGGGCUCAGCCAUACAUAAACAUGUAUUCAUUCUUUCCCAAAUUCCCCUCCCAUCCAGCCCUCCACAUAACAUUGAGCAGAGUUCCCUGUGCUAUACAGUAGUCCUUGUUGGUUAUCCAUUAUUAAAUAUAGCAGUGUAUAUGUGUCAAUUCCAAACUCCCUAACCCUUACCCCCAUCCUUUCCCCUAAAUGUAACAAUUUUGUGAUAUGUGAAUAUUAUGGAUUUCCAUUGGAUUCUUCUGUAUCCUCCACAGAGUAGAUACUCAAUAAAUGCUUAUUGAGUAAGUGAAAGAAAAUAUAUUAAUUUAUUUCAGAAUUUUAUCAUAUCUUUCAUUAAGAUUUUUUCAGGAAAGAUCUGCCAAAGAAUAGCUUCAGUAGCAUAUUCUUUGGGAAAGAGGAGGGAAGAAUAAAAGGGCUAAGAGUAUUUUAUUUUCAGCCCAUUAGAGUUACUGCUGCAAACUGUGUUUUAGUCACUUGAGCCAUAAGUCAAAUGGGAGGGCUGUUGUAAUUGAAAUAUAUUUUUUUGUUCUCCAAGGAGACUUACCUAGUUCUCCCACCUCCUCACCUGUUGCUCUGAUAAGAUUUUCCCUCCUUUUCAAUGUAUUUCACAAAUGUAACAGUUGAAGAAGAAAGAAAAAUUACCCACAGUUUUACCCCAUCAAUUGUCUUUAGUAUUCUGUGUUCCUUUCCAGUGCUUGUCUACAUAAAUACGUAUUCUGAUAUACCUAUAAGUAAUCACUCAUAAUUUUGUCUUUGAUGUUUAAGAUAUUACAGCCAGGCAAGACAGCUUAACAGACAUGGUAGGAAGAAAUGAUCUGGUGUGAGGAUGGACGAAGGCCAGAAAUAGUAAGGGUGGUGACUGAACCUUCCCUGUUUCAAGCCAAUCCUCAAGCCAGCCUGGUGCCGUCACAGUUGUGGUGCUGUGUUGUGGCAGGCAGCAUGUCCAGUUGCAGAAUUUCAGAAUGUAUUGCUUAACAAUGAGGCUUAACUUGCAUUAAAUAAAGACAACUGUGAGUAGGCAAACCCUUCAGACUGGUUAUAUUAUGAGCUAUAGAACUGUUGCCAUUUUUCUGUCCUCCAGUUGUGCCCAUGAAAGAGGUAUGUUCAGGUUGGAGACUCAGGCUCAAAUGGGGGAACAAAGAGCCAAGGACCAAUCUCAGUUUGGUCUGACAGGGGAAUUUUAUCUACUCCCCAAACUCAGCUUUUGUAUCUGAAAGACUCUGAGGGAUACAGAUAGUGACGGGAAAAACCUUUUAGAAAAUAGAAGACAACUUAGUGGUUACUCUGCUAAUGUAGUGGAAGUUGCCAACUGGAAAAUGAAUGCAAAGAAAAACAAUGCAGCUAGAUCAUAUGCCACAAAUUUAUUAUUCAAUAAAUAUUCUGUGGUUUGAUGUACAGUAUCAUAUUUUUAAUAUGCUCUGAUUAGAAAUCUCCUAAAAUAUUCUAGAAGAUUCCAAUACUGUUGAAUUGGAAGAUAUUUGGAUUCAUUAAAACAUAUUUGGCCUCAAUAAUGUCCCUUAGCCAUUUUUCUCGAAAGCGAAUCUCUCCUGGUCUGCAGAGGAGGAAAAACAAACACAACAAAAGCUUUUAAAGGGAAACAAAACACUGAGCCAGGGAUCCAUUGAUUCCCUGUUUACUCUGUUACAUUCCUAGUGAGCAAAAUGCCUUUUGGGGGUGGAGGCAAAGAUUGUCUCCAUUCCUUAGGCCCAGUCAAUAAAAGGGUGAGUUUAUAUGUAAAGAUUCUGUAAGAGAGCUGCUGUACAAAUAAAAGGAAUUAUUGAAUAUUA
Molecule: messenger RNA, 5181 nt
Organism: Bubalus bubalis (water buffalo)
Lineage: Eukaryota; Metazoa; Chordata; Mammalia; Artiodactyla; Bovidae
Gene: NKAP
Product: NFKB activating protein
Exons: 9
Coding region: 186-1439 (417 amino acids)
Biological process (GO): negative regulation of DNA-templated transcription
Cellular component (GO): nucleus
Molecular function (GO): chromatin binding
Source: RefSeq, a predicted model, not a curated record